Messenger RNA from Cherax quadricarinatus, 1944 nucleotides. The record is from RefSeq and is a predicted model, not a curated record. NCBI's taxonomy places the organism in Eukaryota, Metazoa, Arthropoda, Malacostraca, Decapoda, Parastacidae.
AUGGCCAACAAGCUCAGAGUAAUUAAGAGACAUGAGCAAAUGCUAAAAGCAAAACUUAACCAUCAAGUACACGCUUAUAUGACUAUUGCUGAGGAGAAGAGACACGUACAACGUCUGGCAACAUUUAUUAAGGAAGAUAUCGUCUGCGUUACGGUCUUCAUUUGUCUAAUACAGACUGACGCCGCUAAUAAAAGAUCUCUUGCCGCAGGCGGCGCCGCGGGAGUGUCCAUCGUCCGGCUGCGGGUGCCCGAAGUGGUGGAAGCCAACGCCACUGCGGUGGUCCUUGACUGUGACUAUCAAGUGGACGAGUGGGAGCGGCCCGGCCUCGUAGUCAAGUGGUAUGUGGACAAGAUCCACCUGGUGUACCAGUGGAUACCGCCGCUGCGGCCUCAGGCCCUGGGAGUGCUCAGUGGACGCGUCAACACAACAUACGAGGCCUCGCGGGAUCCUUGGGCAGUUCACCGCGCCCUUUACAUCCCUCAUCCAGAUCCCACGCUCUCUGGCCAGUACUCUUGCACUGUCAGCACCUUCGAGGAUGAGGACACCCGCACCGCGCACCUCCUAGUCUGGAAAGCUGCUCACUUCGUGGACCUGAAGUACUGGAGACCUUCUGAGCACCUGGUCAACAUCACGUGCUUGGCUUCAGGUGCAGCGCCUAGACCAGAGUUCACCUUAUACACUCGGGAUCCCAACGGAACUAGGCAGGAGGUUGGCGUGAGAGGUGGGAACGGUCACCGCCAGGAUGGGUUGUGGUGGGCUGGCGCGUGGGGACUGAUUGUGUGGGCGGAGACUGAACCAGACACCAUCAUUGGCUGCACACUCACCCUGCCUGGUACCCCGCAUGUGGAGACCAGGAAGAAGAUGUACCGGCCAGACUUACCCAUCAUCACUACCACCACAACUACCACAACAACCACCACCACACAAGCUACCACCACGAAGGCCAGCGAGACUCCACGCAGAUGGAGCAACAUGUCACAAAAUGUGCCUACUACCACCACCAACAGUUUCUUUGAUAUUCCCAGCUUGUUUGGAGCAGCUAACACAGGGAGGAUUGUCGUGCCUCCGUCAGUGAGUUGCUGUACCAGCCUUACGUGUGUAGUUGUGCUGCUGGUGUGUUGGUUGUUUGAACACCCUUGAACACCACUGCUGUGGUGCUGUGUAGUGGCCGUCUGAGCUCCCUUGAACACAACUGCUGUGCUGAUUGUUGGUUGUUUGAGCUCCCUUGAACACCACUGCUCUGCUGCUAUGUGAUAGCUGUCGGAGCUCCGUGAACACCACAGCUGUGCUGCUGUUGUGGUAACUGAACAACGUCGCUAACCUUUCAUAAACAAAAAUAUCAAAAUAUAUCACCCUGUGGCUGCGCUCGUGUGUGUUUCUGCGAGUGAAUGUAUGAGUGUACUCACCUAUAUGUGGGUAAAGGGGUCGAUUUACAGCACCUCUGUGUGUGUGUGUGUGUGUGUGUGUGUGUGUGUGUGUGUGUGUGUGUGUGUGUGUGUGUGUGUGUGUGUGUGUGCGUGCGUGCGUGCGUGCGUGGUGCGCAUUCCUGUGAGUGUUUGACCUGCUAAUGAGGCUGUGAGGCCGAGUCGUCAGCUCACAGAGCAUUUCUUUCUGCUUCGUGUUAUUUUAGACUGAACAUAAAAUAAUGUUGAGUCAGCAAUGAGCUUUAAACAUGAUACAAUCAAGAUUUAGUUUUACUGGACAUUUGUUACUCAUAAAAUGUGAGUAGAGACAAUGGCAUAGGCCUCCUUGUCCUGGUAUCUAGGACUUCAGGCACAAUUAUGAUACCAGCACGGAUUAUCAGAUAAAAAUAGGUUUAGGGAAUUGCAAAAUUUGACAUUGUAUGUUACAUGCGUAUAAAGAUCAAAGGCUGGGAACUGUUUUUGAAACCUGUACUGGUAGAAACCUUUAGACAAAAUAUAAUCUAUUUUUGUGUGUUUCACA